AUACUAUCCCUUAGUACAGUUUGGAGUACAGUUUCAAGAGAGAACAGGAGUCUAUGACGAAGGAGAAAAUAUUAAAUCGACUUUAGAUAACCACGCAUCCGUGUUUACCGGUCAAUCCGGCCCAUCGACGAACAUCGUGUUCGUUCUCCGGCGAGUCCGCUGCGAUUUUCCAAGAGGGACCGAGCGGCGCCGGGAUCGACCGAGGGGUCCGUAAAUCCGAACGAGGGGCCUCCGCUUGGCCGGCUUCCGCUUAGCUCGGCGCAGGGCUCUCUCGCGGACGUUUGUUCCAUUAUUCCCACCAUCCCCAUCUUGCUCUCCCUUCCCCUUCACGUUCGUUGCACCCUGCGAUUUCGUAGCGGUCGGGCCCGCCGAUUCAACGCGCAUUCAGUCGGCGUUUCGCGCGAAGUGCAAGUGCGCGUACGCACGCACGCACGCACGCAUGCACGCACGCACGCACGCAUACACGCGUGAACGGAUAAAAGAGCCUUGGAGUAAGGAUGUGACAGCUGCUCCUGGAAGCCCGCCGCGAUUCGCGCGCCCUUUCCGUUGCCCUUCGCGCCGCGUGUGGGCGGCCGGCGGCGAAAAAAAGAGAAAGAAAGAAAAUAAAAAGGAAGAAAAAGAAGAAAGCACGCGGAGAAGUGUCGCGACCGGUGAUUCGAGAUAUGAGAGAAAUCGGGACCGCGUCCGAAGUGUGGCGCUCAGUUCGCUCGCGCCUUGCCAGCGUGCGCGUAGGCUUCUCUCUCUCUCUCGUCGUGCGGUGCUCACCACGCCGUGCUUCCCUGAUAUUUUCCUCUCCGGCGAACCAAAGCACCUAAGCCAGGACGACGACAACGACGACGGCGGCGACGGCGACCGAUUGCAGCCGUCCGCGAAAUUCCAUCGACGCUCCGUUCGGCACGAAAAUGUGAAAGAAACACAUUUCGAGGCGAGGAGAGAUCGCUUCUUCUGUGCUAUGGGAAAACCCACCGGAUGUCGGCGAGCUGCCUGCGAUUUCGGAAUGGUGAACGUGAAGAAUGUGAAGCGAUAAUGCGCGGAGUGCUCGUUCGCGUUAAAUACGCGCACCGCGAGCGCGCGACGUGACGUUCGAAGUGCGAGAAUGUGCGCGUUUGUUUAAGCGCGCGCGGGUGUAAAUUAAUUUCGCUUAAUGAUUUUCACAUUUCCAUCCGGGCUGGAUUUAUCUUUGUUCGCGCGUGUUUGAAGACAAGCGCGUCGAGAGGAGAGGCGUCGAGGUGGCGAAGCCUCGAAAAAGAAAGUGACGCCGGAGGAUGCAAUUUACGAAUACGAGACGGGAGAUACACUUGCAGGCGGCAAAACAUCGGCGUUUUUCCUCAUCUCUCGCGAUAUAAACGAGACCAUCAAACCACAGCACGGCGAGAGGCUACAUUCGCGAGAGAUCUUGAUGGAGCCGGCUCUCGCAUCGGCGCUGCAUCGCUCCGAAAUUCACUUCCCCCCCCC
Messenger RNA from Pogonomyrmex barbatus (red harvester ant), 1455 nucleotides. RefSeq lists its product as uncharacterized. The record is from RefSeq and is a predicted model, not a curated record. NCBI's taxonomy places the organism in Eukaryota, Metazoa, Arthropoda, Insecta, Hymenoptera, Formicidae.